Thermochaetoides thermophila DSM 1495 is the source of this 2157-nucleotide messenger RNA. RefSeq lists its product as uncharacterized. Gene Ontology annotation, molecular function: translation release factor activity; GTPase activity; GTP binding. Gene Ontology annotation, cellular component: translation release factor complex. NCBI's taxonomy places the organism in Eukaryota, Fungi, Ascomycota, Sordariomycetes, Sordariales, Chaetomiaceae. The coding region runs from base 1 to 2157 and encodes 718 amino acids. Gene Ontology annotation, biological process: translational termination; translation; nuclear-transcribed mRNA catabolic process, deadenylation-dependent decay. The record is from RefSeq and is a predicted model, not a curated record. The transcript has 3 exons.
AUGUCCAACAACGUGCAAGAUUCAUGGGAGGACGCGGCCAACCAGGACGAGAACCUGGCGCGUCAGGCUCAGCAGCAGCUGAACAUCGGCGCUCAGCAGGGAGGAUUUCGCCCCAAUGCUGCCGCUUUCCAGCCGAACGCCCCGGCUUUCCAGCCGGGGCAGGCUUAUGGUAGCUACAUGGGCUACCAGCAGCCAUACUACGGCCAGGGCUAUUAUCCCCAGUACGGCCAGCAGGGCUAUGCUCCGUAUGGCCAGCAAGGUUAUGGUGCCGUUUACGGCCAGGGCUAUAACCAGGGCUACGGCUAUUGGCAGGGUUACCAGCAGCAGCAACAAUAUCACCAACCAGUCCAGCAGCAGCAGCAGCAGCAGCAGCAGCAGCAAGCCCCGAAGCCCGCGCCGACUAUCGCCAAGAGAGACGCGAAUCCCCCGGCAGCGGAUGCCCCUAAGCCCGGAGCUAAGGUCCUGAGCAUCGGCGGCGACGCGAAGCCCAAGGCAGCAAAGGUCCUGUCCAUUGGCGCGACUGGGACAGUCAAGGAGGAGAAGAAAGACGAGACCAAGAAAGAGGAGGUCAAGAAAGAGGAACCCAAGAAGGAUGAGCCUAAGAAAGAGGAUACUAAGAAAGAAGAGGCUAAGAAGGAGGGCACCGCUGAGGCUGCUGCCAAAGUUACGGCAGCAAAGGCCAUCGAGAAGUCUGACACCAAGGCUAGCAGUGGCAGGGCUUCUCCUGUCCCUUCUUCCGGCCGUUCUAGCCCGUCGCGUGGCGGCGCUCCGGCCAAUCGUGUAACCCGCGAAGCCGAUAUUGUCGAGAAGGAGCAGGCUGCCGAUGUCGACGACGAAACUCUUAAGGAGCUUUAUGGCAAAGAGCAUAUCAACAUUAUCUUCAUCGGCCACGUCGACGCUGGCAAGAGCACUCUCGGUGGCGCCAUCCUCUACUCUACUGGUAUGGUUGAUGACCGUACGCUUGAGAAGUAUAAGAGGGAAGCCAAGGAGUUGGGUCGUGAGACCUGGUACCUCUCCUGGGCUCUCGAUCUGACCAAGGAGGAGCGCGCCAAGGGCAAGACAGUCGAGGUCGGCCGUGGCUACUUUGAGACUGAGAAGCGCAGAUACAGUAUCCUCGAUGCCCCUGGUCACAAGACCUAUGUCCCCAACAUGAUUGGUGGCGCUUCUCAGGCCGAUGUCGGUAUUCUCGUCAUCAGUGCCCGUAAGGGUGAGUACGAGACUGGCUUUGAGAAGGGUGGUCAGACUCGUGAGCACGCUAUGUUGGCCAAGACCCAGGGUGUCAACAAACUGGUCGUUGUCAUCAACAAGAUGGACGAUCCUACUGUCAAUUGGUCCAAGGACCGUUACAUUGAGUGCACGACCAAGCUCCAGCAGUUCCUCAAGGCCACCGGCUAUAACCUUAAGACCGAUGUCUUCUUCAUGCCCAUCGCUGCUCAGCAGGUCAUGGGUAUCAAGGACCGCAUCCCCAAGGAUGUCUGCCCGUGGUACGAUGGCCCGUCUCUUCUCGAGUAUCUUGACAGCAUGCAGGCCCUAGAGCGCAAGGUCAAUGCGCCGUUCAUGAUGGCUGUGGCCGGCAAGUAUCGUGAUAUGGGUACCAUGGUGGAGGGCAAGAUUGAGGCUGGUGUGGUCAAGAAGGGCAUGUCCCUUGUGAUGAUGCCCAACAAGCAGAGUGUUGAAGUCGCUGCUGUGUAUGGUGAAACUGAAGAUGAGAUCAACAUCGCGCAGUGCGGUGACCAGGUCCGUCUCCGCCUGCGUGGCAUCGAAGAGGAAGAAAUCCUUCCUGGUUUCGUUCUCUGCUCGCCCAAGCGUCUGGUCCACUGUGUCUCUAGGUUUGAGGCGCAGAUCCGUAUUCUCGACCUCAAGAGCAUCCUCACUGCCGGUUUCAACUGCGUGCUGCACGUCCAUGCGGCCAUCGAAGAGGUCACGUUCGCGGCUCUUCUGCACAAACUUCAGAAGGGCACGAACCGUAAGAGCAAGCUGCCGCCCACGCAUGCCAAGAAGGGUGAUAGCAUCAUUGCUAUUCUGGAGGUUACUAGCGGCGCUGGCGCGGUGUGCGUUGAGAGGUUCGAGGAUUAUCCUCAGCUGGGUCGUUUCACCCUACGUGAUCAGGGUCAAACAAUUGCCAUUGGCAAGAUCACCAAGCUCAUCCAGGAGUAA